AUGCUUGCCUUCGCCGGCAGUUCUUCAAAAUCCAUGAAAGCCUCCUCCACGGUGAUUGAUUUGACCGUCAACGAUGCUGUCGAGAUUGACCUCACCACGAUCGCGGACUCUCCUCCGCUGAGCCCGCGGCCGAACGGUAUUAACGGCGAGCCACCUCGGAAGCGGCAGCGCGUUUCUGACCGGCCUUUCCUUCCGAGCAAGUCGCGCGACCUCGCGGCCUGCUUGAAAGCGCAGGUCAAGCCUUACAUCGACGCUUCCCUGGCGGAGAUCCCAGCGGGCACCGUCAACUCUUACGAGAUUGGCAGAAGAGUUGUAAACGAUAUCGGUAGCACGCCUCAAUUCUCACUCGAGUUCACUCACAAUGGUGGCUUCCUCUCUCAAGGCCUCGAAAAGGAACUGGCGGACAGGGCCCGCGAUCUCGUGGCUCACUACCGCUGGCAGCAUGAGUACCAGAUCACUGCAACGCCGACGUACUCACCGGCGCCACCGUCACAACGAGAACUCUCGACCUCUGCCGCAACCCCCGUGAUCCCGAGCGCUUCGCCUCCAAGACGCACGUCGAUAGCUCCUGCGCGUUUACCCUCAACUACACCGAGACCUUUGGCGCCCGCUGCGACGAUACCUCAGACCAAAUCACGGCCACAUGUCGAGGAAUUCCCCAGCGCUCCUGUCUCGUCGACGAAUUACCGAACAAAAGCGCGAGCCAAGUCGUUCAAGUCAUGGCACACACACGCAUCUCGAUCGGCACCGGCAACAGCGAGCCGCAAAGCCAAGGCCGCAUGGAUGAACAUGCCGAGGCGGCCCUACAUUACUACCGAAGAGCGAAAGACGAUAUUCCGUGGCACGUCCAAGCUUGUCCGCACGAAGGCGGCGGCAGCGGCGCUCAGCCCAUUCCCUUUCCACGUUGACUUCACACCCGAUGAAAUGGAGGUAUUGCGGAGGAAGGUACGGGCGUUAUGCGACAAGAAGCCCAAGACCAAGAGGAGCAGCGACACAGCCAGGGAAAUGGGGAAGCUGCUCCGCAAGCGACCAGAGUUGCUCACCAUUAUACCACCGGAGCUUGAGCUGCGGGGUGCUUUGGCACAACGAGAUCAAGUUGCGAUCAGGAAUCUGCUUGACGAGUUGGUCGACAGGCACAAGAGACCGGCUAGGCAGCCAAAGGUGUUGACAUUAGAAGUGGAUGAGUCCGACAAGCAAGGGGACGCACAACGCACGAGCCAGAUACCCUCGCUUCUAUUUGCUCGCGAGAUCGAUGGCAACCGAGGUUUUGGAAGAAUGCGGCGGCAGGUCAACUUCUCAAACGAGUUUAGGAAAGCUCAUGAGGACGAUCUGGAGAUGCGGGCGGAGUGGGUGGGCUGCGCUGGCGACAUCAUGACCAUCGUGUGGACUUCGGAUACCAACUUCAUAUGCGGUGCCACAGCUCACUCCGAUUCGCACAACCAGCAGUACAACAAGGCAGGCAACCUACUGUUGUGCUCUACUACCAGGGGGCAGCUGAAGGCAUAUCCUGAUCACAGGAUUCCGCGUCCGAUUGUUGAGAAGGGAGAGAACUCAACAGAGGCGAUGAGAGAGAGCCAAAGCCCUUGGCUGUACUCCUCGGUCGUAUCCUCCGACUACGACCAAAUCAACGAUCGUGCCUACACAUCAAGUUUUGAUAAGACAGUCAAGGUCUGGAAAGUCGACAAGACGGGAGGAAACAUGACUGUUCUGGGCACGUGGGCCCACCAGGGCAACGUCAACUUUGUUGCCGUUUCCAAGCUUGAGUCCGGUAUGGUGGCUACGGCUGCGGAUGUAGCCUCCCACGCCGUGCGUGUUUACAAUGUUGACAGCAGCAACAUUUCUUCAAGCCCAUACAAGACCUACUCCGGCGCCAGAGCCUGGAAUGAGGGUAAUGAGCAGACGACGGCUACCCAGAAAUGGGCUUAUUUCCCGGCCACAAUGCAGUGGGGCUUGGCGAAUGAAGUGCAGCAUAUGCUUCUUGUUGGCUACUCUCCACGAAGCUUGACAGGAGAUGAUAACGACAUCCCCGACGAGAAGAGGAACACAGGAGAAAUCUGUCUCUGGAACUGCCUGACGGGUGAGAAGAUCAAGGUCCUGACGGCAUCCACACAGAACGUUUUCGAGGUUGUUUGGCAUCCUACAUUGCCUAGCUUCCUUGUGGCAACUUCGCCAGCCGGGUUGAUGGUAGACGAUAACACGAUGACGCAAAUUCGCGUCUUCCGACCUAGUCUGACGCCAGAAGGAGACACGGCAUUUGGCGAGAUCCAAUGCCUGGAUUGCCCGGCCCGCGACAUCAACGAGCUUACCGUCAGGCCUAACAGUGCCAUAUACUCCUACGUGACAGCGGCCUGCACUGACGGUAAGGUCUACGUGUGGGAUACCGCUCGCGGCGAUAAGCCGAUCCACGUCCUUAGGCAUAAGAAGCCCAUUGACGAGUUUUCCGGUGACCGGGAGGAGGCAGAUGUCGGCGUUAAGUUCACCGCAUGGGGAACUACGCCGGACCGCUUCUACACCGGUGGAUCAGACGGUGUGGUCAAGGUCUGGAAUGUGCGAAAUUCACGGCACCCCCUAGUUCGGGAUCUCUUGGAGGCUCCUGGUGCUAUAGCAUGCGGCGCCUUUUCCUCCUGUUUUUCGAGACUGGCUGUUGGAGACGCUACUGGAAGGGUUAUGCUCCUAUCACUGAACGAGAAGGACGAACCACCUGCCAAGUAUGUCAUGCCACCAAUUCCACCUGGUGGGCGAACCGCCCGCCCAGUCCGUCGACCAAUGCCAAUCAUCGAGCAUGAAGAGCCUCUGGCCCCUUAUCUGGAUGACGAGCCUCAUACGGGGGCCGAAAGAGGAAGAAUGCUGCUAGCAAGUGGCCAGCUGGUCCGGCACCGAGACCCCACCGUUGGCGUGAUUCAGGGGCCGGAGUAUUCCACCCUCGGCCUUCACCGCUCCGAGCUUCACUUCGAAGGCAAUCCAUCCCAGCCCCUUUUAGCCAAGGUCGAGUGGGAGCAACAAGAGAACCAGAAGAUGUUCCGCCGGAAAUCGCUAAAGGUCAGCCGCUAUCGGCCCCUACAAAACAUGCUCUCAGCUGCCUGCGAGGUUCGACAUAAGGAGAAUAUGGCGAAGGACCUAGAUCUUCAGGGGCUGGACGAGAUGACAAAAAUAGACCUGCUCAUGGACCAGGUGUGUAUCGACGACCCUAUCCACGACCAGGGAUGGGAUUUCGAAUAUGAGGAGGAGGUCGAUUACGAGAAGAGCGCCUGGGCAGCGCUUUCAGGAUGA
Colletotrichum spaethianum is the source of this 3270-nucleotide messenger RNA. RefSeq names its product RING assembly protein 3. Gene Ontology annotation, biological process: TOR signaling; regulation of actin cytoskeleton organization. Lineage: Eukaryota; Fungi; Ascomycota; Sordariomycetes; Glomerellales; Glomerellaceae. The record is from RefSeq and is a predicted model, not a curated record. The transcript is spliced from 3 exons. Gene Ontology annotation, molecular function: protein binding. The coding region runs from base 1 to 3270 and encodes 1089 amino acids. Gene Ontology annotation, cellular component: TORC2 complex; TORC1 complex.